Molecule: messenger RNA, 225 nt
Organism: Alternaria rosae
Lineage: Eukaryota; Fungi; Ascomycota; Dothideomycetes; Pleosporales; Pleosporaceae
Exons: 1
Molecular function (GO): protein binding
Source: RefSeq, a predicted model, not a curated record
AUGGGUCGGCUGCCGCAAGAACUCAUCGAGGAAAUCACCAGAUACCUGCCCACUGACGAUCUCAAGAACGUUCUAACUCUCUCCACAAAGUUUCGCUUUGCCGCGGAGAGUUAUUCUGGCGCAUUCACAGAGUUUACCCUGAAUGAGCGCAACGCGGAUAAGUUCCUUGGGCUUUACUCAGGACACCGGCUGCUUUACUUGAGGGAAUUGCACUUUCAGCCCAAU